GGGAGGCAAGGGUGGUUGGUGUCAACACGGGGCGAAGAGGGCCCCGGAGCCACUACCCUCUGCACCGCCCCCCGUCGCCCUCUGCCAGGUCUGCUCAGCUUUGGAGAGGAGCUACAGAACAGCCUCACUGUAUAAGGCAUGGGAUCAGAGAACAGUGCUUUAAAAAGUUAUACACUGAAAGAACCACCAUUCACCUUACCUUCUGGAGUUGCGGUUUAUCCAGCUGUCCUGCAAGAUGGCAAAUUUGCUUCAGUGUUUGUGUAUAAGAGAGAAAAUGAAGACAAAGUUAAUAAAGCAGCCAAGCACUUGAAGACACUUCGCCACCCUUGCUUGCUAAGAUUUUUAUCUUGUACUGUGGAAGCAGAUGGCAUUCAUCUUGUCACUGAGCGAGUGCAACCUCUGGAAGUAGUUUUGAAAACAUUGUCUGCUGCAGAGAUCUCUGCUGGGAUCUAUGACGUAUUGCUGGCUCUUAUCUUCCUUCAUGACAGAGGAAGGCUGACACACAACAAUGUGUGCUUGUCGUCUGUGUUUGUGAGUGAGGACGGGCAUUGGAGGCUGGGCGGCAUGGAAACAGUGUGUAAAGCUCCUGAGGCCACACCAGAGUUUCUGAGGAGUAUUCAGUCAGUAAGAGACCCGGCAUCCAUUCCUCCUGAAGAGAUGUCUCCAGAAUUCACAGCUCUGCCAGAGUCCCAUGGACAUGCCCGGGAUGCCUAUUCCUUUGGAACAUUGGUGGAAAGUUUGCUCACAGUCUUAAGUGAUCAGGUUUCAGCGGAUGUUCUCUCCAGCUUUCAACAGACUUUGCACUCAACUUUGCUCAAUCCCAUUCCACACUGUCGGCCAGCGCUCUGCACCUUACUGUCCCAUGACUUCUUCAGAAAUGAUUUUCUAGAAAUUGUGAAUUUCUUGAAAAGUUUAACAUUGAAGAGCGAAGAGGAAAAAACGGAAUUUUUCAAAUUUUUGCUGGACCGAGUCAGCUGCUUGUCAGAGGAAUUAAUAGCCUCCAGGUUGGUGCCUCUUCUGCUUAAUCAGCUGGUGUUUGCUGAACCAGUAGCAGUUAAGAGUUUUCUUCCUCAUCUCCUUGGCCCCAAAAAAGAAAAUGUGCAGGGAGAAACCCCCUGCUUGCUGUCAUUGGCCCUGUUCCAGUCCCGGGUGAUCCCCGUGCUCCUGCAGCUCUUCGAGGUUCACGAGGAGCACGUACGCAUGGUGCUGCUGUCUCACAUUGAGGCAUAUGUGGAGCACUUCUCCCAGGAGCAGCUCAAGAAAGUCAUCUUGCCGCAGGUAUUACUGGGCCUGCGGGACACCAGCGAUUCUAUCGUGGCCAUCACACUCCAUAGCCUGGCAGUGCUGGUCUCUCUGCUGGGACCAGAGGUAGUUGUGGGAGGAGAGAGAACCAAGAUCUUCAAACGUACUGCUCCAAACUUCACUAAAACUACUGACCUUUCCCCAGAAGAUUCUCCCAUGCACGUCGUCUGCAGCCAGCACAGUCAGAUCUCGCCUGUCCUGGAGAACCCCUCUAGCAUAUUCCCUAAGUGCUUCUUUUUUGGCAACAUGCCCAUCAGCACCAAGAAGCACAUACAGCGAGAUUACUACAAUACUCUUUUACAGAAAGGUGACCUGUUUUCUCAGCCUAUUAAAUUUGCUAUGAAUGGAAUCUCAGAUGUAAAAAAUACUUCUGUGGACCCUGAAAGCUUCCCAUCAAGUUCUAAAAAGUCUGAAGAGUGGCCUGAUUGGAAUGAGCCUGAAGAGUCUGAAAACCAAACUGUCAGCAUGCAGAUCUGGCCUAAAGAGCCCUGUGAAGCUGCCGAGCCCCCCUCCACAGCUAAAGAAGAAUCCUGGCAUGACUUUGUGCCCAGCACCUCAGAUACGAAUGUAAACCCCGGAGGUGGAAUUGCUGUCAAGAGACUUGCUACCUCAGAGGAACAAGAGCCUGUCCCUUCUUUGCUUCCACUCACUGAAGAGUCAAGGCCCAUGAAGCCAAGCCUGUCCCCAAAGACCAGCCUUGUACAAAUCAGGGAUGAUCCAAACCUCAUCAAGCCACCACAAGUGUCAUCACAAGAAAGGCCGGUUAAGGUUCCAUCAGAAUUUGGGUUAGGAGAGGAGUUUACCAUUCAGGUGAAAAAGAAGCCAGUACAAGACCCUGAGUUAGACUGGUUUGCUGAUAUGAUCCCAGAAAUUAAACCUUCAGCUACUUUUCUUAUCUUACCUGAACUGAGGACAGAAAUGAUGGUUUCCAAUAAGGAUGGUCUCUCACCAGUCAUGCAGUUUUCAUCAAAGUUUGCUGCAGCAGAAAUUACUGAGGGAGAGACUGACGGCUGGGGCGAAGAAGGGGAACUGAACUGGGAAGAUAGUAACUUGUGA
Messenger RNA from Elephantulus edwardii (Cape elephant shrew), 2358 nucleotides. RefSeq names its product SCY1-like 3 (S. cerevisiae) (gene SCYL3). Gene Ontology annotation, biological process: protein phosphorylation. Gene Ontology annotation, molecular function: ATP binding; protein kinase activity. The transcript is spliced from 14 exons. NCBI's taxonomy places the organism in Eukaryota, Metazoa, Chordata, Mammalia, Macroscelidea, Macroscelididae. The record is from RefSeq and is a predicted model, not a curated record. Bases 139 to 2358 code for a protein of 739 amino acids.